Molecule: messenger RNA, 974 nt
Organism: Mangifera indica (mango)
Lineage: Eukaryota; Viridiplantae; Streptophyta; Magnoliopsida; Sapindales; Anacardiaceae
Product: splicing regulatory glutamine/lysine-rich protein 1
Exons: 6
Coding region: 113-664 (183 amino acids)
Source: RefSeq, a predicted model, not a curated record
AAGCUGUUGGGUUACCAAACUCGUGGAUUUAUUCAGCGUUUCUACCAUCCCUGGUGAAACAACAUUCCCUUGGAUUGUCUCCCCCAAACCCUCCUCUAUUUUCUCUUAUACAAUGGCGGCUUCAUCGUCCCCUGUGUCCUCCUACUCCUCGGAUUCCUCGUCCUCUGACACAUCAUCCUCAUCCCACCGUCGUCGCCGCCGUCGAAGUAUCCGUCGCGAAAAAGAUAGAGACAGGGAAUCUCUCAAGAUCCGUAAAAAGUCUCGGUCACACUCAAAACGACGUCGCAGACACCACAAUCACUCUUCAGAGUCUGAGUCCUCCCAAUCUAAUUCUCCCAGGGGUGAGAGUUCUGAUAGUGAGUAUGAAAGUCAUGCAAAGAGGCGGAAGAAGGACAGAGCAAAGAAGACUAAAGAAAAGGGCAAGAGCAAGAGUCAUCACCACAAACGGCAUAAGGAUAAAGUUAAAGAGAAGCAGCAGGAUGAGGGAAGUAGUGGCCCUGUACAGCUAUCAAAGUUUUUAGGGCGUGACAAAGAUGAUGGAGUUCGCCGAAGUGCUGUCUCUGGAAAAAAGAUUCUAUUAAAACUUGAUAAAUCAAAGGAGGAUAAAGCUGCAGAAAAUAAGAGAAAUGAGUUGCUGAAGUUCUUGAAUGCUAGCUUUGAUUGAGCAAACGGAGCUUGCUGUGUCAACUCUAUUGAACCAUGAACAUACAGAGAGCUAGCUAGUUCACAGUAGUGUCUUCUGGGACAACUAGGUCGCUGAAAAUUGUGUCUUCCCACAUGACUAGGUCACUAAGCAAGGAGUCACAUUUAUAGAAUUGUGUUUUCAUGAGAAAUUUAGGGGCUUUUACCACAAUUGGGGUGAGAGUUUGUGUCUCUGUGUUGCAUUGUAAUCUUAACUCUCUUUGAACUUUGGAUCAACUGUGUAAUUCAUUGGGUGCUUAAUAUUAAAGAUUCUUAAUUUGUUUGAUGGUUCA